This is a messenger RNA of Thlaspi arvense, 597 nucleotides long. NCBI's taxonomy places the organism in Eukaryota, Viridiplantae, Streptophyta, Magnoliopsida, Brassicales, Brassicaceae. The record is from the annotation of a GenBank genome assembly.
AUGCAACACAGAUGCGCCACCGCUACCUGUCGAACCAAACCAAUGGAAUUAAACUCGAACCUACCGCCCAAACCAAAAGCCGUCGACGUUGCGGAGAAACUGAGUCACACGAAUCUCAGUUUGGGACCCGCACAAAGCAUAAACGAGCCUAAAGAAAGAAGAAGGUCUACAACCACCCAUCCAAAUCAGAGCGUUCUCUAAAGGAGUGUUCCACGACGGGGCAUAAUAGCUCGAGCUACAUCGGCGAGAAAGAUCAGCUCGUUUUCCGGCGUAAUCUUUAAAAUCUCCGAUGAUCUUUUGUGUCAAUUCACGGAGUUUUUUAUCAUCAGAGUCAGCCUCGGCGGUGCCCUCGUGAGAUCGUCGUUGUGCCAAGGCAUGUUUAAUCUCAGGGACGCGUUGAGAUUGUAAACUCAUCCACUGUUGAUAACAACUUUCUUGAGCUUGUUCGAUGUUCUUACCUUUGUUCUCCAUAUUGUUUUUUUUGGGGGGGCAAUAUAAGUAAUAAUAUUAUUGGUUACUCUUUUUGGAUGUGUAUAUGUUUUCGUUUUCAGUGUUUCUGUUUCCAUUUCGUUGGGUUUAUAUAAAGUUAAAUGCACC